UAGUUCAGCGAUUCAAGCUUGAGAAGCUUCAAAAUAGCUUGAUCCUUGCCAUCAAUGAAGAGUACCCUUCAUCCGACGACGCUCUUUUAACGUUAAAAUCUGGUGACCAAAUUGCUGUCAUUCCCCCAUUAAGUGGAGGUUAGCAUGGAUACUGUUAAAUUGACACAUGACAAGUUGAGUGUCGACGAAGCAACAACCGUCGUCACAUCUCCAAAAUGUGGUGCCAUAUCUCUUUUUGUAGGGACAACAAGAGACAAUUUUGAAGAAAAGAAGGUAGUUCAAUUGGAUUAUGAAGCAUACGACUCAAUGGCAGAAAAAGUAAUGCGCGAAUUAUGCAGUGAAGUUCGCAGCAAAUGGGCAGUGGAGAAUAUUGCAAUAUUUCACAGGCUAGGGACUGUUCCUGUUUGUGAAGCAAGCGUGAUAAUUGCUAUUUCCUCGGAGCACCGAGGCGAAUCUUUGGCAGCUGUGCAGCAUACUAUAAAUGCAUUGAAGGCACUUGUUCCGAUAUGGAAAAAGGAGGUUUAUGAUGAUGCUAGCAGCAACCAACCUGAAUGGAAGGCGAACAAGGAAUUAAUAAAAAAGGAGCCAAUUUCUGAAGACAAUUUUGAGGAAGUCCCAGCUGUGACCAGCGACAUGAUUCAGAUCAAAGCAAAGCCUGAAGAGGUCAGACGCCGCAUUGAGGCGUUUAUCAGUAGGAAAAGAGAUGACGUCAACAGAAUCAAUAUCCGCGACUUCUGCAGCAGUGCUUGGAAGAAUGACGGAGACAAAAGUGGUUCAGCAGACAUGGAUGACUCCUGCGCCCGAGUCAAUGCUGUCCUUGUUCCAAGAAAGGAUGGAAAGAGCCACUUGAAAAUCCGCAGAGUAGUUAACGAAUGGGGACCUCAAACCAGAAGUUUUGAUCCUGGGCCCUCAACCUCGGCCGAAGAAAACAAAUCUCGGGAUUUGCCACAAGGUGUAGCAGAGAGACUUCAAAAUAUAGAAAGGCAUCUGCAGCUUGAAGAAAAUUCUGAAAAGCCUGUGGCUCGAGAUGUCUAUGCAAGGUUAAAAGUUAUUGAAGAUCGGAUUCUUUUCUUAGAGGGAAUAUCGCCUGAAUACUUUUCAAACUUACCACAAGCCCAAAGUCAAAAUUUAACCGAUUACCAACCUGAGAAGAAAAGAAAAUAUUCAUCUAAAGAACUAAGGGAACGGUUGCAAGCAAUGCAACGGAGCUUUCAAUCAUGAUUUGUGAAACUUUAAUCUGUAAGGGAAGUGAAUUUUUUUAAUCGAAUAAAAUUUUUAAGUAGGUAUAACUAGA
Neocloeon triangulifer is the source of this 1294-nucleotide messenger RNA. RefSeq names its product molybdopterin synthase catalytic subunit (gene Mocs2B). The transcript is spliced from 9 exons. Lineage: Eukaryota; Metazoa; Arthropoda; Insecta; Ephemeroptera; Baetidae. Bases 145 to 1221 code for a protein of 358 amino acids. Gene Ontology annotation, molecular function: molybdopterin synthase activity. Gene Ontology annotation, biological process: Mo-molybdopterin cofactor biosynthetic process. Gene Ontology annotation, cellular component: cytosol. The record is from RefSeq and is a predicted model, not a curated record.